CGUUCUCUCCUGUUUCAGCUCAGCUCAGCUCUCAGAUAGUUGCAGUGUUGGAAGCUAGUUGCACUGAUCAACCGAGCUUUGCUGUCGGAAAUAGGGUUUAAUCGAGUGAUCAUCGCUUUUAUCGGUUGGUGGCAAAUGAACAUGAUGAAUCAGUGGCUAGUGUUUGCAUGUGCCUUGCUGGCGGCCUCCUCCUCGGCGGCGCUCGCGUCCGCGUCCUCGCCGCUGCAGGUCGGGUUCUACAAGCACUCGUGCCCGCAGGCCGAGGACAUGGUGCGCAACGCCGUCCGCCGCGCCGUCGCCAGGGACCCCGGCGUCGCCGCGGGCCUCAUCCGGAUGCACUUCCACGACUGCUUCGUCCGGGGGUGCGACGCCUCCAUCCUGCUCGACUCCACGCCGGGGCAGCCGCAGCAGGAGGCCGAGAAGCACUCGCCGGCCAACUUCCCGAGCCUGCGCGGGUUCGAGGUCAUCGAUGAGGCCAAGGCCAUCGUGGAGGCGCACUGCCCGCGCACGGUCUCCUGCGCCGACAUCGUCGCCUUCGCCGCGCGCGACGGGGCCUACCUCGCCGGCGGCAUCGACUACCGCGUCCCCGCCGGCCGCCGCGACGGCCGCGUGUCCGUCAAGGACGAGGUGCUCAAGGACAACCUGCCGUUCCCGGACUCCACCGUGGCGAAGCUCAUCGAGAGCUUCAGGCGCAAGGGCCUCUCCGCGGACGACAUGGUCACGCUCUCCGGCGCGCACUCCAUCGGCCGCUCGCACUGCUCGUCGGUCACGGCCCGGCUGUACAGCUUCCUGGGCGAGACGGGGCGGACGGACCCGGCCCUCAACCCGGCGUACGCGGCGGACCUGAAGCGGCGGUGCCCGCCAUCCACGGAGGACCGCACCACGGUGCCGCUCGACAUGGUGACGCCCAACACCUUCGACAACCAGUACUUUAAGAACGUGCUGGCGCACAAGGUGCCCUUCACCUCCGACCAGACGCUGCUCGACAGCCCCUGGACCGCGGGGCUCGUCGCGUUCCACGCCGCCGUCGGCCAGGCGUGGGAGGCCAAGUUCGCCAAGGCGAUGGUCAAGAUGGGCGCCAUCGAGGUACUCACCGGCCAUGAGGGCGAGAUCAGGCAAAAGUGCUCCAUGGUGAACUACUACUAGUUGGUUCGAAGAGAGAGAUUCUCGCCGCCGGCUCCUUUACCCUAUUUUGGACAAUUUGUACAUUUGGCAUGGACAUAAAUAUGAUAAUAUUUUAUUUGAGUUACGAAAAAAACUAAUUUCCAC
Molecule: messenger RNA, 1269 nt
Organism: Sorghum bicolor (sorghum)
Lineage: Eukaryota; Viridiplantae; Streptophyta; Magnoliopsida; Poales; Poaceae
Product: peroxidase 5
Exons: 1
Coding region: 136-1146 (336 amino acids)
Biological process (GO): response to oxidative stress; hydrogen peroxide catabolic process
Cellular component (GO): plant-type cell wall; plasmodesma
Molecular function (GO): heme binding; peroxidase activity
Source: RefSeq, a predicted model, not a curated record